Molecule: messenger RNA, 5932 nt
Organism: Eimeria acervulina
Lineage: Eukaryota; Apicomplexa; Conoidasida; Eucoccidiorida; Eimeriidae
Exons: 2
Cellular component (GO): trans-Golgi network transport vesicle; endosome; trans-Golgi network
Source: RefSeq, a predicted model, not a curated record
AUGUGGAGGAGCAGCAGCUACUUCUCUAGCAGCAGCUGCUGCUGCUGGUUGCUGCUGCUGCUGCUGCUGCUGCUGUUCUCCACCCGUGAAGAAGCAGCAGCAGCAGCAGCAACAGCUGCUACUGCUUCUGCUGCGCCGCCACCAACGACGACUGCUGCUGCAGCAACAACUGCAGCAGCAGCAAAUACAGCAGCAGCAGCAGCAGCAGCAAGAGCAGUACCAGAAUCAGCAGCAGCAGCAGCAGCACGUCCUGCAGCAGCAGCACCAGCAGCAAACUCAUCUCCUGCAACAGCCCCAACAGCAGCAGCAGCAGCAGCAGCAGGAAGGCCAGCAGCAGCAGCUUAUCCACUGCAAAAGCCAGCAGCAGCAGGAGCAGCAGCUCCGGCUCCACACAGAGCAGCAAACGCUGCAGCAGCAGCUGCACCGAGAUCAGCAGCAGCAGCAGCACCGAGAGCAGCAGCAGCAGCAGUACCGGCACCAGCCGCAGCAGCAGCACCAGCAGCAGCAGCAGCACCAGCGCCGGCACUAGCAGCAGCAGCAGCAGCAGCACCUGCAGCAGCCAAAACACCUGUUGCAGGCGCAGCAGCAGCACCACAAGCAAAAGCAGCUGCAGCACCACAAGCAGGAGCAGCAAUAGCAGCAGCAGCACCAUCAGAGCCAAGAGCAGCAGCGGCGGCACCUGCUGCUGCUGCAGCAACACCUGCUGCUACUGUCGCAACACCUGCUGCUGCUGCAGCAACACCUGCUGCUGCUGCAGCAACACCUGCUGCUGCUGCAGCAACACCUGCUGCUGCAGGAGCAGCAGAGAGAGCACGGCCAGUUGCUUCUACAGAGAACGCCGCCGCAGCAGCUGCAGCACCACCAGCAGCGUUAGCAGCAGCACAAGCAGCAGCACAAGCUGCUGCUGCUGCAGCAAGAGCAGCAGCAGCAAGAGCGGCAGCAGCAGCAGCAGCAGCACGAUCGACACCUGCAGCAGCGGUCCCAGCAGCAGCAGCAGCAGCAGCAACCAGAGCAGUCCCAGCGACUGCAGCGAGAGCAGCACCACACCCUGCUGCAGAGGCGCCGUCAGCAGCAAAAGCAGCAGCAGCAACAACAAAUGCAGCAGCAACAACAAAUGCAGCAGCAACAGCAACAAGAGCAGCAGCAGCACCUGCAGCAGUCCCAGCAACUGCAGCAGCAGCACCUGCAGCAGCAGCAACUGCAGCAGUAGCACAAACAGACCAGAGGGAAGCAGUAGCAGCACAUGAGGCAGCAUCAGCAGCAACAACAAAAGCAGCAGCAACAAGAACAAAUGCAGAAGCAGCAACAGCAAAUGCAGCAGCAGCAACAACAAAUGCAGCAGCAAGUACAGCAGCAGCAGCAAAAAAAGCAGCAACAGCAGCAGCAACAGAAACAGCAGCAGCAGCACAAAGAGACACAGUAACAGCCAAAAGUGCAGCAGCGCCGCCAGCAACAGCACUUGCAGCAGCAGCACGUGCAGCAGCAACACCGGCAGGAGCAGCAGCAGCAAAACCUGCAGUAGCAGCACCUGCAGCAGCAGCGCCAGCAGCAGUAGCAACUACAGCAGCUGCACCAGCAGCGGCAGCAGCAGCACCAGCAGCAAGACAAGCAGACGCCACAGCAAAACAAGCAGCAAGAGAAGCAACAGCAUCUGCACCGGCAGCACCUGCAGCAGCAGCAAAGGAAGCAGCAGCACGGCAAGCAGCAGCAGGUGAAGCAGCAGCUAACGUAGCAGCAGCAAGACAAGCAGCAGCCAGACAAGCCGCAGUGCCUGCAGCAGAAGCACCUGCAGCAGCAGUACCUGCAGCACCACAACAAGUAGAAGCGAACGAAGCAGCAGCGAAGGUAGCAGCAGCAUCUGCAGCAGCAGCAAAAGCAGCAAUUGCAACAGCAGCACCUGCAGCAGCAAGGCAAGGAACAGCAAACGAAGCAGCAGCACGGCAAGCAGCAGCACCUGCAGCAGCAGGGAGAGGAACCGCAGCAAGAGGAGCAGCAGCAAAGGAAGCAACAGCAAGACAAGCAACAGCGCCUGCAGCAGGAGCUGCUGCAGCAGAAGCACCUGCAGCAGCAGCAGCAGCAGCAGCAGCAGCAAGACGAGAAGCAGCACCUGCAGCAGCAAAGGGAGCAGCACCAGGCGCUGCAGCAUCAAAUGAAGCAGCAGCAGCCGCUGCUGCUGGAGUAGCAGAGCCGGCCGCAGCAACAGCCGAAGCAGCAACAAAACUGAGAGCAGCAGCAGCAAAGGAAGAACCGGCAGAAGAAGCAGCAGCAGCAGCAGCAGCAACGGGAGCAGCAGGGAGACAAGCAGCAGCAAGACAAGAAGCAGCAAACGCAGAAGAAGCAGCAAACGUAACAGCAGCAGCAAGACAAACAGUAGCAGCAGCAGGGCAUCCAGCAGCAGCAGGAGCACAGCAGGCAGCAGCAACAGCAGAGCAGGCGAAGAAAGCAACAACAGCAGCAGCAAGAGCAGCAGCAACAACAGCAGUAGCUGGAGCAGCGGCAAAGGAAGCAAAAACAGCAGCAGCAGCACAACAAGCCGCAGCAACAGCAGCAGCAGAGAGAGUAUCAGGUGAAGCAACAGCAAAUCAAGCUGCCAGCCCAGCAGCAGCAAAGGCAGCAGCAGCAGAACAAGCAGCAACAAGACAAGCAGCAGCAGCAGCAGCAGCAGCGAGCCAAGCAGCACCUUCUGUUGGUGCCUUCACUUUUCGUGCGUCGGCUAAUGAGCAAGCAGCAGCAGCAGCAGCAGCAGAACAAGCAGCAGCAGCAAAGGCAGCACCAGCAGCAGCAGAACAAGCAGCAGCAGCAAAGGCAGCAGCAGCAGCAGCAAAGGCAGCAGCAGCAGCAGCAAAGGCAGCACCAGCAGCAGCAGAACAAGCAGCAGCAGCAAAGGAAGCACCAGCAGCAGCAGAACAAGCAGCAGCAGCAGCAAAGGAAGCACCAGCAGCAGCAGAACAAGCAGUAGUAGCAAAGGAAGCACCAGCAGCAGCAGAACAAGCAGCAGCAGCAAAGGCAGCAGCAGCAGCUAAAGCAGCAGCAGGAGCACAAGCAGCAGCACCAGAACAGGCAGCAGCAGCAGCAAAAGCAGCAGCGGCAGCAGCAAGUGCAACAGCAGCAGCAGAAAAAGCAGCAGCAGCACAACAAGCAAGAGCCACAGAGGCAGCUGCAGACGAAGCAGCAGCAGCAGGAGGAGCCCGUGUUUCAGCAGCAGCAGCAGCAGCAAAGCAAGCAGCAGCAGGCCGAUCACCAGCAGCAGCAACAGCACACCAGUCAGCAGACGGAGCAGCAGCAUUCGUUACGUUUGCUGCUACCUCCCUUCGCCGUCUCUCAGCUAAAGAACAAGCAGCAACAGAAGCAGCAGCAGCAGCAGCAGCAACACCAGUGGCAGAUCAUGCCCCAGCAGCAGCUGCAGCAACAGAAGCAGCAGCAGCAGCAGCAGCAGCAGCAGGAGCACUGAUUCCUUCUGCUGGUUCCUCUUUGAUCCAGCUGUCAACUCAAGAAGAAACAGCAGCAGCAGCAGCAGCAGAAGACGCCACAGCAGCAGCAACACCAGCAGCAGCAGCUGCUGCAGCAGCAGGAGCUGCAACAGCAGCGGACGAGGAGAAAUCCACAGAAGCAGCAACAGCAGCAGCUGCUGCAGCAGCAGGAGCAGUUGUUCCUGCUGAUGCUCCCUCAGUACGGCGUCUAUCAGCUCAAGAACAAGCAGAGGCAGCAGACAAUAGCCCAGCAACAGCAACAGCAACAGCAGCAGCAUCAGAAGCAGCAGCAGCAUCAGAAGCAACAGCAGACGAUGAAUCCACAUCAGCAACAGCAGCAGCAACAGAACCAUCAACAGCAGCAGCAACAGCAGCAUCAGCAGACGCUGAGUCUACAGCAGCAGCACCAGAAACAGGAGCAGGAGGACGAGCAGCAGCAGGAGCAGCAGGAGCAAUUGUUGCUGCUGCUGCUGCUGCUGCUGCUGCCCCAGUGAGGCGUCUGAGUGGGGGCGAAGUCUGUAAGACAGUGCUAGUCCCUCAGCUAUCGAUUUGUAAGAAGAAAAUAGCAGUAAAGGAAGCAUACAGCUGCUUAAAGACAGUAGAAAAAGAAAUAGAAAGAGAAGAAAAAUAUAAAUGUAAGAAACCAACAACUAUAUUAAAAUGCACAAACAAACAAAGACAUCAUCCUCAUCCACAACAUAAACAGCAUCACGAAGAGCAGCUGCAGCUGCAGCAGCAGCAGCAGCUUCUGCUGCUGCAGCAGCAGCCGCAGCAGCAGCUACUCAUGCCUUCUCCUCCUCUUCUUCCUGAUGAUCUUGAAGAAGAAGUCAUAGACCAGCAAAUACUUCAACAGCAACACCCGCAUAUGCAGCAGCAGCAAGAACAGCAGCAAUACAUGCAGCAAAUGCAGCAAAUGCAGCAGAUGCAGCAGAUGCAACAAAUGCAGCAGAUGCAGCAGCAGCAAUUACCAGUAGCACAGGACCUGCUAGAUCUAGAAGAAGACACCCUAGACGAAGACCCCCUUCAACUUGAGGGCCCCCUUCAAGGGGGCCCCCAAAUGGGGGGGCCCCUCCAGGGGGCCCCUCAAAUGGGGGGGCUCCUCCAGGGGGCCCCUCAAAUGGGGGGGCCCCUCCAGGGGGCCCCUCAAAUGGGAGGGGGCCUCCAGGGGGCCCCGCAAAUGGGGGGGGCCCUUCAAGGGGCCACCCAAAUGGGAGGGGGCCUCCAGGGGGCCCCCCAAAUGGGGGGCCCCAUUCAGGGGGCCCUUCAAAUGGGGGGCUCCCUCCAAGGGGCCCCCCAAAUGGGGGGGGGCCUUCAAGGGGCCCCCCAAAUGGGUGGAGCUCUUCAAGGGGCCCCCCAAAUGGGAGGGGCCCUUCAAAUGGGAGGCCCCCUACAGGGGGCCCCUCAAAUGGGUGGAGCCCUACAGGGGGCCCCUCAAAUGGGGGGGGCCCUUCAAGGGGCCCCCCAAAUGGGGGGGGGCCUUCAAGGAGCCCCUCAAAUGGGGGGGAGCCCCCAAAUGGGGGGCCCCAUUCAGGGGGCCCUUCAAAUGGGAGGCCCCCUACAGGGGGCCCCUCAAAUGGGGGGGGCCCUACAGGGGGCCCCUCAAAUGGGGGGGGCUCUUCAAGGGGCCCCUCAACUAAGGGGGCCCCUCCAGGGAGCCUCUCAAAUGGGGGGAUCCCUUCAGGGGGCCCCCCAAAUGGGGGGCCCCCAAAUGGGGGGCCCCUUUGAGGGGAACCCUGGGUAUGAGGAUGGGGCCAUUGAUGAUUCCUACUUAGAUGAGAGCGGCAACAUGUUUGAAGAAGACGAAUUUAAUGAAGAGCGGUUUGGAGAGGGCCCAACGGGGGUGUGGGGUGGGGGAAUAGGAGAAGGACAAGCAGCAGCAGCAGCAGCAGCAGGAGCAGGAGGAGUAGCAGCAGCAGCAGGAGCAUCAGGAGCAGCAGCAGCAGCAGCAGCAGCAGCAGCAGCAGCAGCAGGAGCAGGAGAUAGCUAUUAUAACUUAAACCUCAACGGGGGUUUGCUGCAGCAGCAACGAAUGCUCGGUGUAAAGAAGAAGAAGAGAGGUAGGGAGGCCCCGCAGGAGAGCGGUGUUGUUGCGGUUGCUGUUGCUGCUGCUCCUGCUGCAGCAGCAGCAGCAGCAUACACCAGCAGCAGCAGCAAAGAGGCACCUGAACGGGUAUGCAAGCGGGUAAAGAAGAUGGUGGAAGCAACAUGCACAAGGACAGUAGCAGCAACAGAAGCAUAUCCCUGCAUGCAGCAGCAGCAGCAGCCCCACUGCAUAACAGUUGCUGUUGAUGUUCCAGCUGUAUGUACAGUAGAAGUGCAGCAGCAAGUUGCUGCUACAUGCACUCAAUAUAAGCAGCAGAAGCAAUGUAAGAAAAUCAACGUGAAGGUUGCGGGUACUUGCGUACGAGAGGUGAUGGUGCAAGAGGCAUAUGAAUGCAUGCAGCAGCAGCAGCAAGAAGAAU